AUGGAUCGGCGCUCAGCUUAUACUUCUGAGGAUUAUGAGGAAGAUGAAGGUCAGAAUCAGUAUCGCACCACUGGGAGACACAAAGCUGCUGCCAAACCAGCUUACACUUCUGCUGAAGAUUAUGAAGAAGAAGAACAAGACCAGGAUCAAUAUCGCCAGAGAAAGCCCGCCACUGGGACCAGACCCAAAGCUGCUGCCAAACCAGCUUACACUUCUGCUCAAGAUUAUGAAGAAGAAGAACAAGACCAGGAUCAAUAUCGCCAGAGAAAGCCCGCCACUGGGACCAGACCCAAAGCUUCUUCGAGACCCUCCACAGCUUACGCUUCUGCUGAAGAAAACGAAGAUGAAGAGCGAGAUCAGGAGGAUCAAUAUCGCGAGAGAAAGCACACCACUGGGACCAAACCCAAAGCUGCGAAACCAUCAGCUUACGGUUCCGCUGAAGAUGAUGAAGAAGAUUACGAGGAUCAAUAUGGCGGUAGAAAAGCUAGCAAUGUGACCAAAGCCAAACCUGCAAAGCCAUCCGCAGCUUACGGUUCUGCUGAAGAUUAUGAGGAGGAAGAUCAGGACCAAUACCGCGAGAAAAAAGCCGCCGCUGGGGCCAGAGGCUAUGGCCAUCCCGACAAGCAUGCAGCUGCGGCGAAACCGGCGAAACCAUCGACGGCUGAAGGUUAUGAGGACGAAGAAUAUCAGGAGGAUCAAUAUCGCGAGAGGAAAGCGCACACCGGGACGGCGACCGGGGCCCACCCGGACAAGCAUGCGGCUGGGGCGAAGCCAGCCAAAGGCGCGAAGCCAUCGACCAGCGAGCUGAUGGCCAGCGCCAAGAUUAUCGCUGGAGCAGCGAAAGGCGAGAAGGUGGACAAGGCCAAGGUCUGCGAUGCUGCGAGCAACAUUCUAGACGCUGCCUCUUCCUACGGCGGGCUCAAUGAGAAAGAAGGCCUGGGCAGCUACGUCAGCAAGGCCGAGGAUAUGCUCCGCAAGUACGGCAGCGGAGGAAGCGGCGGAAGCGGCGGAGGAAGCGGCGGCGAUACUGCGGGAAAGGAAAAAAAGCAGCAUGAUUCGGGCAGCGGUGAGCAUGAGACCAAGAAGAAACCCAGUAAAACUGAUGAGGAUGAGGGCGGAUCUGGUGGAUUUGGAGAUUAUUUUAAGAUGGCUCAGGGUUUCUUGAAGGGUUGA
This is a messenger RNA of Prunus armeniaca (apricot), 1173 nucleotides long. NCBI's taxonomy places the organism in Eukaryota, Viridiplantae, Streptophyta, Magnoliopsida, Rosales, Rosaceae. The record is from the annotation of a GenBank genome assembly.